Closterium sp. Naga37s-1 is the source of this 413-nucleotide messenger RNA. NCBI's taxonomy places the organism in Eukaryota, Viridiplantae, Streptophyta, Zygnematophyceae, Desmidiales, Closteriaceae. The record is from the annotation of a GenBank genome assembly.
AUGCCUCGUUCUCCUAAGCCUGUGUGGCCGCUCUAUGCAAAUGCCACAACUCUCCUCCUCCUCGCGGCCCUCGCGCUCCCUGCUGUCACGGCCUGCUCCGUUUCCAGCGCCAACCGCGCGGCACUGCCUCCGCGCCGAGAUGACCCGCCGGCGCGUGUGCGCAAACAGCCCCUCCUUUCUCGCCUCCCUCGACCUAAUCGCGCCCGACGCUCCCUCUUAAAGCUCGACGCCGCCACCACAGCCGCCGGAUCGAGCGCCGCUGCGAGGCCUGUCGUCUUGGAAGGCUCGCAAUUGAAGGCGCUGGUGCAGCUGAAGGAGGCGUGGGGCAUGUGGGCGGGCAACAGCAACGCCACCACUGCGUGCUCUGCAUGGACUGGCGUCACCUGCAGCCCCAAGGGGCUCGUCACCGCCCU